Olea europaea var. sylvestris is the source of this 969-nucleotide messenger RNA. RefSeq lists its product as uncharacterized. Bases 1 to 969 code for a protein of 322 amino acids. The transcript has 2 exons. NCBI's taxonomy places the organism in Eukaryota, Viridiplantae, Streptophyta, Magnoliopsida, Lamiales, Oleaceae. Gene Ontology annotation, molecular function: nucleic acid binding; zinc ion binding. The record is from RefSeq and is a predicted model, not a curated record.
AUGGUAUUAGAGCCAGGUUUCAUGAGACAAAACUUAAUCUCAAACACAGUUUUCGCGGAUCCAACUGUUAAUCUGAUAUUUCUGCAAUCUGUUAAAUCUGACGAUUCCCUUCAGUCUAUGAGUGUGAGGUUGGAUGGAAAGAAUUAUUCGUAUUGGAGUUACGUGAUGAGAAAUUUUCUUAAGGGUAAAAAGAUGUGGGGAUUCAUUAGUGGAAUUUCUGUGAAACCUGAGAAUACCAAUGAGGGUUAUACUGCUUUGAUAGAUGCUUGGGAAUCAAAUAAUUCAAAAAUUAUUACUUGGAUUAAUAACUCUGUGGAGCAUUCCAUAGGUAGAGAGUUGGCGAAGUAUGAGACAGCAAAGGAGGUUUGGGAUCAUCUGCAAAGAUUAUUCACUCAGUCAAAUUUUGCAAAGCAGUAUCAAUUGGAGAAUGAUAUACGAGCUCUUCAUCAGAAUAAUAUGAAUAUUCAGGAGUUUUAUUCUGCUAUGACAGAUCUUUGGGAUCAAUUGGCCCUUACAGAAUCGACAGAAUUAAAGGCAUGUGCUGCCUAUAUUACUCAUAGAGAGCAGCAACGGUUGGUACAAUUUUUAACGGCACUUCGCAGUGAUUUUGAAGGACUCAGAGGUUCAAUUUUGCAUCGUUCUCUACUUCUAUCUGUUGACUCAGUUGUCAGCGAGUUAUUGGCUGAAGAAAUACGUCUUAAGUCUUAUGCUGAAAAUGGAAUUAUUUCUGCUUCUAAGCUUUCUGUAUUAGCAGUGUCUUCUAAGCCAUCCUCUAAUAAUCAAAAUAAGCCUUACACAAGGGUUGCCUUUGACAAGUGCAGUUUCUGUAAGCAUAAAGGUCAUUGGAAGGCUCAGUGUCCUAAGUUGAGACAGUCAAAUCAAUUACAGCAGCAAUCUCAAGCUUGGAAGCCUGGAAACCAAUCACGAUCUAAUGCUCAUAGACCACCACAAUCUAAUACUGCACAGUAG